CGUACUUUGAGUUCUCGCCCCGCUGUUACGAAUGCAUUCAAUGUGGAAGUCACUCAGCCCGACGUUGAGAGCCUUCCAUCUUCUGCUCAGUACUCGACAGAGGCGGAAUCAAGCGGCGUCGUGGUGAAUAUUCCGCAACCCGCAAGGUAUCCUGAUGAAGAAUUGAUGAAUGCACUGUUGGAGUCACCGGAGGACUCCUGGGGACCAUCUACCUCAUACAGCGACUGGGGCGAUUUGUCUUUCUCGGUAAGCUUCUGUCUUGAUUUAGUUCUCAAUGAGUUGACUUCAAGCAGUCGUCGUCCUCGAUGCAAGCAUCCGUGUCUUCAUCCGCUCCUUCGGUGAAUACGCCUUCGACACCUACGGGGCCAGCGAUCCCUAUUUGCUGGGACUUUAUGAACGGGCGCUGUCACAGAGUGCACUGCCGCUUCCUACACGAUGACCCGCUAAAUAUGAAGUCACGGCAACAUGAGAACAGCUCUUUGCCUUCUGGAGAUGUUGCCGGAAGGCUUGGAAUUUCACCAGCAAGAAAUGUCCCCCCACCGCGAUCGCUCAUCCCUACGUCUUCGCAACCAAAGCCUAGUAAUGCAGUGUCUCCCAUCGUAAUCCCUCCUUCGCGAGCAGAGUACCCACCGUUGCAUACCAAGAUGAACGACGCACACUCCGAUAUUCCCCUGGUACCUCCCGGGUUGGGUCUGGAAGCUCGGAUUCUAGGUUCAGAUGCACCGACAUCGCCUAAGGAGCCACCCAAACCCGCCAUCUUGACUGUACUUGACGCUACAAGGGUGACAUUCGGUCCAGGAUUUGAAGUGCAGCGACUCGUUACUGGCUUUGAAUCCCGCCAGGUUAUGUUCAGGCGUAUCCCUCAAGGCGUCACGUCCGCGGAGGUAACAUCCGUCCUCCAGCCUUUCGGGGAAACCGUUGCUGUAACAUUGUACGACAACGUCAAGCGAGAUGGGACUAUCGCUGCUAAAGCGACGUUCGCAGAGCACGAACAGGCAUCGCAGGCAGCCUCCGCUCUCGAUGGCAGCCUGCUGUUUGGCAGCAAUAUCUCCGCGCGUCUCUUGACAUUUUCGGACACAAUGGUCGGCAAAGGAUCUCUGGCCGAUGGCACAGUAUAUCUGGAGUUUCCAUCCGCUCAUAAAACUGGAUUCGUCGGAUAUGCCAGCAGGAAACUUGCCGAAGAAGCAAUUGCCAAGGCAAACGGGACUGAGAUGCGCGAGGCAUUGGUAUCUGCCGCAAUUUACGAGGGACUUCCCAGCGUGGGAACAGUCACUGUCCGGUUCCUAGGACUACCUGCAAAUACCCGGGCAGAGGAACUAGCGCGAUAUGGCAACAACGAGGGGGUCAUGAUGACACAGCCGAACUACAACUCCACCUCCACAGCCAUCGGCCGUCUGCGAGAGAUACUGACAGGCUACGGCGAGCUACUCUCGUUCAAUGCCCUUCCACCGCCAUAUCGUCGUUCGACCGUUCGCGUAUGGGCCCAUUUCGAUUCCUCGGAGAUUGCGGAGAUUGUUCGCGUUAAUUUCCACUGGCGAAGGAAGCAAUUCUGUGGCAGUGGUAGGAUCGUCGCUCGGCAUAUUCGAUCUCUCAAAUACUCGCUUCCAGUCGAGGUCUACAAAGCACUGUCCGCCGAUAUCCGUCUUCUCAGCUCGUAUAUCUGGACUACCGAGGCCAGUAGCAGCAUUUCAGUCCUCGAUAAACGUGCAGCAGUUGGUGGGCGUGUGAUGAUCAAACUCGUCUCGCAGAACAUGCCGUCUCUCGCUAGGCUCAAGACGCACUUCGAGCGGCUGCUGCGCGGAGAGAAGCUCGUAGAGAACGGUGAAGUCGUAUGGGACGGCUUCUUCUCCAGACGAGGGGGAAUAUUCUUCCUUGAAGAGCUCGAAAGGCGCUUCCCCGAUGUUCUCGUCAACAGAGACCCUCGAAGGCGGACGCUUGCGCUAUUUGGCCCAGUACACAAGCGUCAGAUCGUUCGGUCGAUUAUCCUAACUCGCGUCGCGAGGAUGCGCGCCCAGAAGACUCAUGUUAUUGCCCUGGAUGGCCGUCUCAUUGGUCUUUUUAUGAAUGCAGACUUGGCUGCAUUGCGACAGCAGUUCGGUCCAGAGAACGUCAUAAUUGAUCUCUGGGAACGCGUGCUGAGAAUACGUGGAGACGACGAAGCAUACAGAGUGGCUCGAACUGCCGUAGAACGCGCUCGGACACGUCAUGAACAUGAGAGGAGGCAGCGUGAAUCAGAUUGUCCAGUCUGUUUGGACGAAGCGACUCUUCCCGUCGCACUUGAUUGCGGCCAUCAAUGGUGCAAGUCUUGUCUGCAUAACUACUUGCUGGCUGCGACCGACAACAAAGUCUUUCCGCUAACCUGUCUAGGGAACGAGGCCUCUUGCAAACAUCCGAUACCGAUAAGUACGGCACAGGAAUUGCUUUCCACGAACGAGUUUGACGCGCUGGUACACGCUUCAUUUUUGGCUUAUGUCCAUUCACGCCCGUCCGAAUUCCAUUACUGUCCUACCCCAGAUUGUCCGCAAGUCUAUCGAAAGGGGCGCAAAAACACCGUUCUGCAAUGUCCGUCAUGUCUUGUGCGAAUAUGUCCCUUCUGCCACGUCCAAUAUCAUGAAGGCUCCUCAUGUCAGGAUCGUGAAGCUGAAGAUCGAAAGCUCUUCGAGGAAUGGAAGAAAGGUCGCGAUGUCAAGGACUGCCCGAGUUGCAAGGCACCCAUCGAACGAGCUGCGGGAUGCAACCAUAUGACGUGCACUCGUUGCAAUACUCAUAUCUGUUGGGCGUGUCUCGCGACAUUCUCGACAGGAGAAGAGGUAUACGACCAUAUGCAUAAUCUCCAUGGCGGCAUAGGAGCCUGAUCGGUAGUGUCAGUAAGUAUCUUGGUGGUCUCAUUCUUGCGGUAUCACAUACGAACGACGGGGACUCGAUACAUCUCUGAGUUACCAUUGCUGUUUUUGUUUCCAGAUAUUACUAUAUAUUAGUGUAUGU
Molecule: messenger RNA, 2985 nt
Organism: Laetiporus sulphureus 93-53
Lineage: Eukaryota; Fungi; Basidiomycota; Agaricomycetes; Polyporales; Laetiporaceae
Exons: 3
Coding region: 306-2855 (849 amino acids)
Biological process (GO): protein linear polyubiquitination; proteasome-mediated ubiquitin-dependent protein catabolic process
Cellular component (GO): ubiquitin ligase complex
Molecular function (GO): ubiquitin binding; ubiquitin-protein transferase activity; zinc ion binding
Source: RefSeq, a predicted model, not a curated record